Acanthisitta chloris (rifleman) is the source of this 3354-nucleotide messenger RNA. It is a transcript of the gene PPP1R13B, whose product is annotated as protein phosphatase 1, regulatory subunit 13B. The coding region runs from base 1 to 3246 and encodes 1081 amino acids. Gene Ontology annotation, biological process: apoptotic process; negative regulation of cell cycle; regulation of apoptotic process. Gene Ontology annotation, cellular component: nucleus. The transcript has 16 exons. The record is from RefSeq and is a predicted model, not a curated record. Lineage: Eukaryota; Metazoa; Chordata; Aves; Passeriformes; Acanthisittidae. Gene Ontology annotation, molecular function: transcription factor binding; p53 binding.
AUGAUCCUAACUGUGUUUCUGAGCAACAAUGAGCAGAUCCUGACAGAAGUUCCAAUCACACCAGAAACAACCUGUCGCGAUGUCGUGGAGUUCUGCAAGGAGCCUGGAGAAGGAAGCUGCCACCUGGCUGAGGUGUGGCGUGGGAAUGAACGUCCCAUCCCCUUCGAUCACAUGAUGUAUGACCACCUGCAGAAGUGGGGACCCCGCAGGGAGGAGGUCAAGUUCUUCCUGCGGCAUGAGGAGUCACCAGCUGAGAGCAAUGAGCAGGGUGGACGUCAAGCCCAGAAUCAAAGAAAUGGCAUCAAUAUCCCUGUGGAGAAACGUGUGGAGAAUGGGGUUGGGAACCCACGUGUUGAGCUCACUCUCUCUGAACUGCAGGACAUGGCUGCCAGACAACAGCAGCAGAUUGAGAACCAGCAGCAAAUGUUGGUUGCUAAGGAGCAACGUUUGCGGUACCUGAAGCAGCAGGAGCGGCGCCAGCAGCAAUCUGUGUCCGAGAGUGAGAAGCUGCAGAAACUCAAAGAACGUGUUGAAACCCAGGAGACAAAGCUGAAAAAAAUCCGUGCCAUGAGGGGACAAGUGGACUACAGCAAGAUCAUGAAUGGCAACCUGUCAACUGAAAUCGAGCACAUCAGUGCCAUGUUCCAGGAAAAGCAGCAGGAGCUGCAGGCUGCAGUGUUAAAAGUAGAUCAGCUUACUCAGCAGCUGGAGGACUUAAGGAAAGGGAAGCUGAACGGGUUUCAGUCGUACAAUGGACAGAUGACAGGGCCUGCAGCUGUAGAGCUGAAGAAGUUGUAUCAAGAGCUACAGAUCCGAAACAGGCUUAACCAGGAGCAGAACUCCAAACUUCAGCAGCAGAAAGAACUCUUGAACAAGCGCAAUAUGGAGGUGGCUAUGAUGGACAAGCGAAUCAAUGAGCUGCGUGAACGACUGUACAAGAAAAAAGUUGAGUUGAAUCGUAUUAAUGGAACUUCAUCCCCUCAGUCAUCCCUGAGUGCUUCAGGAAGGGUGGCAGCAGUAGGACCUUACAUCCAGGUUCCCAGUGCUGGCACUUAUGCUGUACCAGUGGAUCCAGUUAAACCACAGUCUCUCACCAUUGCUUCUAACUCAACACACGGCAGGUCAAAAUCAGCUAAUGAUGGAAACUGGCCAAUACUUAAACAGAGCUCAGCCCCUGUGGUAAAACCCCCUCAGAUCUCCAACGUGGACUGGAAGGAAUCAAGCAUGGACACAGCUCUAAAACAAGGAACUAUAUCCAGCCAACCUUUGCCAACUGCAGUUCUAGGAAGUACUGACAAGCUGGGUCUUGAUCUGGGGAAGGUGCCACCCACAGUUCCUGGUGUAAGCAAGCAGCUGCCUCAAAACUAUGGGACCUAUCCAAGCCCAGUUCCCUUAGGAACAGGUUCCACAAACUCCCUGGAGAGAAGGAAGGAUGGCAGCCUGCCCAGACCUGGCACCAGUAUAGCAAAUCGGCAGAGACCAGUUCCACUCCCACCGCCCAGCAACGUGCACCAGCCCAGCUCCUCACAGCAGAUCCAGCAGAGAAUCUCUGUGCCCCCCAGCCCCACCUACCAACCUGCUGGUCCCCCCUUGUUCCCAGGAGGGGAUGGCAGGCCAGAGCUCCCUUUAACUGUGGCAAUCAGACCUUUUCUGGCUGAUAAAGGCUCAAGACCUCAGUCUCCCCGCAAAGGACCACAGACAGUGAACUCCAGUUCCAUCUACUCCAUGUAUCUUCAGCAAGCAACACCACCAAAGAAUUACCAACAGGCUGUGUACAAUACCUUAAAUAAGUCAGUAAAAGCAGUUUAUGGAAAACCUGUACUACAGUCUGGUUCCACCUCUCCCUCCCCCUUGCCAUUCCUUCACGGCUCUUUGCCAGCCCAACCUUCCUCACAGCCUCAGCCUCAGCCUGAGGUCUCUGACAAAGAUCCAGAGCUGGAAAAUGCUCCACCCCCCAGUGAAAACAGCAACGUGGAGAACAUUCCUCGCCCUCUCAGUCCCACUAAGCUCACACCCAUCGUGCACUCCCCCCUGAGGUAUCAGAGCGAUGCUGACCUCGAGGCCCUGAGGAGAAAACUGGCCAAUGCGCCGCGGCCCCUGAAGAAGAGAAGUUCUAUCACUGAACCUGAAGGCCCAAGUGGACCCAACAUCCAGAAGUUGCUCUAUCAGCGCUUUAACACUCUGGCUGGAGGGAUUGAAGGUGCUCCUUUCUACCAGCCAAGCAACCCACAGGACUUCAUAGGCAUCUUGGCUGAUGUGGAUAAUGGGAAUGCUAGCACCAAUGGCAACAUUGAAGAACCAGUUCCUGUGCCACCUACAGUCCCUGUCCCCGAUGAGCCUCCCCCUUCGUCAGACGCCAACGAUAACGAGCUACCUUCUCCUGCCACCGAGGAGCUGAUAAGCACUGAAACCACAAACCAAACAUCUGAGACAACUGAAGACAACAACAACAACCUUGCUAUAGUCCCUUCCACUGAGCAGUCGCCCAGUCCCACGCCAGAGGUCAGUUCUCCUGUAGAAGAUGAAGCUCCUUUGCCACCUGCUCUUCCUCCUCCACUUCCUCCAACAAAACGUACCAACUUGAAGAAACCCAACUCAGAAAGAACAGGCCAUGGUUUGAGAGUGAAGUUCAAUCCCUUGGCUCUCCUCCUGGAUGCUUCUUUGGAGGGAGAAUUUGAUCUGGUGCAACGAAUCAUAUACGAGGUUGAUGAUCCCAGUAAACCAAACGAUGAAGGAAUUACACCUUUGCAUAAUGCAGUGUGUGCUGGUCAUCACCACAUUGUGAAGUUCCUGCUGGAUUUUGGUGUCAAUGUAAAUGCAGCAGAUAGUGAUGGGUGGACUCCCUUGCAUUGUGCUGCUUCUUGCAAUAGUGUUCACCUCUGCAAACUACUGGUUGAAUCUGGGGCAGCUAUUUUUGCUUCAACUAUAAGUGAUAUAGAAACUGCUGCAGACAAGUGUGAGGAGAUGGAAGAAGGUUAUAUCCAGUGUUCCCAGUUCUUGUAUGGAGUGCAGGAGAAGCUGGGAGUGAUGAAUAAAGGGGUGGUGUAUGCUCUGUGGGAUUACGAAGCGCAGAACAACGAUGAGUUGUCAUUCCAUGAGGGAGAUGCCAUCACCAUCCUGCGGCGCAAGGACGACAACGAGACGGAGUGGUGGUGGGCUCGGCUCAACGAGAAGGAAGGCUACGUGCCCAAAAACCUCCUUGGGUUGUAUCCACGAAUAAAACCUCGGCAGCGAACCCUUGCUUGAAGUCAGUUGUGCAACAGUGCAAGGCCGUGCUGGUAACUGGAAACUUCAAACAUACACUGGAGCCAUCAUUUCUGAGCAUUUCACACAGAGAAAUAAAACUGAUCCUUA